AUGUUGCCUCUGUACAAGCGCGCUAUGCGCCACGUGUGGGUGCCGUAUCGCCGACUGCGGCGUGGCGCAGUGCUGGGCGGCGUGGUGGCAAUGCUGCUGCUGUUCCUUCUGUUCUCUUCGCUGUCUCCAGAGGCCCCAGCGCCGUCUCCUGUCACUGUGACACCGACUGAGGUUGUCCAGCCGCAACUUAUGGACACUCCGGCGCCGGUCGAGGCGGGUGGAGGUAUCGACAUGGAUGAAAAUGUGGUAACAGAUAAAGGAGUCGACGUGAAUGCGGAAGAAGAAGCGGGUGGGGGCGUCGAUAUGGAUGUGGAGGUAGCAGCGAACGAAGAGAAGGAAGAAGAGGAGCCUUCAGCUGUGCCGGUGGACGCGACGCCGGCGCCGCUCGUGCUACGACUACUGCUUCCGCUGAUCGCUGGCUUCUGUUUUGGCUUCUUGGGCUCUGUACCUAUCGCUGGCCCCACGUCCGCUAUGGUGCUGAAGCUUGGCAUCCAGGGAAAGUAUAGCGCUGGAUUGACGAUUGCAGUGGGCGGGGCUAUUUCGGAAGCGACGUACGCGGGUAUUGCAUUCUGGGGCUUCGGUAGCUUUCUAGCAGGUGCCAAGUUUCUGCUCCCGGUUUCAAAAGUACUGGGAGCCAUCAUGUUCACACUCAUCGGCCUGGUGUUUCUCAAGGCGGACAUGAAGCCGUCGCUGGACCCUGACGUCGAAGCCUCUCAUGGGAAGGGGGUGCGACGACCACAAGGUGAAGUGCUUAAAAACAUCCUUAUGGGCCUCACAAUGUCCGGAAUAAACCCGGCCCUGCUUGCAUCCUACACGGGUGCCAUUGCUUCAGUGUACGGCACCGGAAUGCUCGAGUUCACGUUAUUCCUGGCUGUUGUGUUUGCAAUGGGUGUUUGCUGCGGUGUUUCAACGUGGUUUUACCUGCUGCUCUCUCUACUGAAGAAGUACAAACAGCGUCUGAAAAAUCACACCAUUGAUAUGAUUAUGCGCGGUCUGGGCUGCUUCCUGCUGACGCUAGGCCUGCUGUGUGCAAAGUCAUCGCUCGACUAUUUCUUAGCAGCAACUCCAGAGGCCAAGUAG
This is a messenger RNA of Phytophthora infestans T30-4, 1080 nucleotides long. RefSeq lists its product as uncharacterized. The coding region runs from base 1 to 1080 and encodes 359 amino acids. NCBI's taxonomy places the organism in Eukaryota, Oomycota, Peronosporomycetes, Peronosporales, Peronosporaceae. Gene Ontology annotation, cellular component: membrane. The transcript has 5 exons. The record is from RefSeq and is a predicted model, not a curated record. Gene Ontology annotation, biological process: amino acid transport.